This is a messenger RNA of Zerene cesonia (dogface butterfly), 4548 nucleotides long. Its product is annotated as RAB11-binding protein RELCH homolog. Gene Ontology annotation, molecular function: protein binding. The transcript is spliced from 16 exons. The coding region runs from base 253 to 3801 and encodes 1182 amino acids. The record is from RefSeq and is a predicted model, not a curated record. NCBI's taxonomy places the organism in Eukaryota, Metazoa, Arthropoda, Insecta, Lepidoptera, Pieridae. Gene Ontology annotation, cellular component: recycling endosome; trans-Golgi network. Gene Ontology annotation, biological process: intracellular cholesterol transport.
GCAAGGUGGCAACAUGUCGUAUUUUUGUACAAAAAUAGGUACCUACUCUGUGUUUAAACUUUAAUACUUACUCAGUACGAUUACUCUGCGAUUAUGUCAAAUUUACAGUGUCAUGUCAUGUCAUUUUCCUAGCUAUGGAAAUAACAAAAUAAAAAUAAUCACGAAAAUUUAGAUGUUAUUAACUUUAUAUGUACCUCUUUCAAUGGGUUGUUAUGAUCAUGAUCAGCUGUUACGUACACAAUAUUCUGUUUAAUGUUUGUAUAUAAAAUUUACGUAUUCAAACUACAUAUAUGUAUCUUUGAUGAUAUAAUUUCCGUAAUUGAAAGAAGUGUAAAAAUGAAUCCGUAUAAGGAUUUAGAAGAAAGUUCUUUUGCUGCCGCACCUCAUCUCAAUUAUGAAGACAUUGCGACAAAGUUACUAAAAGAUCAUUAUUUUUUAACGGCCCUGGAACUUCAUACGGAAUUGGUAGAAAGCGGCAAAGAACUCCCACAAUUGAGAGAAUUUUUUUCCAAUCCCGGCAACUUUGAGCAACAUGUUUCUAGAGCAUCUGAAAUGAGUUCUAUGCAUCGUACUCCAAGUAUAGCCACCCUAGAUUCUUUAGACACUGCUAGAUACUCUGAAGAUGGUGGUGGUGAUCGUCUUGGCAGUGGUGGGGACAUAGCCGUACUAGAGUUUGAGUUAAGAAAAGCUAAAGAAACUAUAAAUUCUUUGAGAGCCAAUUUGACCCAAUUUGCUGAUGGUGAAUCAACUUUAGAUAAAAAUGUCAAAGAUAACUUUAAUCAGAAAUCAUUGAAACCACAUGAAAAGAGAGCCCUGAAUUUUUUGAUAAAUGAAUAUUUACUAUUACAAGAUUAUAAACUCACAAGUAUUACAUUCUCAGAUGAAAAUCCAGAUCAGGAAUUUGAAGAUUGGGAUGAUGUAGGAUUGAACAUGCCAAGGCCCUCAGGGUUAAUAUCAUUGUUUAGAGGCAGUACUACAGCUGUAAGCAUACCCAAAUAUGAUGUUGCUACACAAUAUGAUAGUGAUUAUUGGUCAGAUGCUGAAUGUCAAACUGAUUUGGACGAAAAUGAGUGUGUGAGCUGUCAAACUUCCAUAGAUAAUGAUUCUGAUUGGAACCAUGAGUUACUUAUCCAAGCUGAAGAAAUAAAUCUAUUGAAACAGAAAAUUAUUGCUUUAGAAACAGAAAAGUUGAAUUUUCAAAAACUGUAUGAUGCUGCUAUAGUCAGUCUCAACUCAUUAACUAGUCCAGCUUCAGAGAAACAAGUUUUAGAACUACAAAUUCCUAAUGAUAAAUUAAAUUCAGUGCAAACAAGACUUGAACACCAGUUGGAAAAACCUAUAACUUGUAUGGCAGCGGAGAACCACUAUGGCAGUAGUAAUUCGACUCAUAGUGCAACUCCCGAUCAGUUUGAAAUGAUAGAAAGUGAGAAGCAUAUGACAAAGAAGGAGGGCUCGAAUACGAGUUCCAUCGAGCCAGCUUUACUCGAUUGUAGUGUAAGAGGCUCUCCGUUGAGACGUGGUAGUGUCACCACACUAGAUGACACACUCAGUAUAAACGACGCGGGCGAAUGGACGCGAUUACAAUACGAAUAUAAUGUCGUUGAGAAUUCCAAAGAGAUGUGGAUUGAUAGUGGCUUACCAAAUAGCUUGAAGGAGUCUCUGCUGACCUGGUGUAAUGAGACAUUAGACAUGAAUGAAGCUCUGUCUAACGAUAUGUUAACAGAAUUAGUGAACAAUGACAAGCCCAUUCUACUGCCGGCUUUGUUACAGCUUGUUGCGGAUACUUUGCCUCGGAUCCUUCCACAUACAUUGGUAGGUAGAAGAAGCGAAUCAGCAGCCUUGUUGUCAGCGGCCAUUGUGUUGUUACCACCGGCUGAUGCGAAACGGGCUAAAUUAUUGCAUACAUUACUUACGCUGUUUAAGAAACCGGAUCCGCCGGACGCCAAAAUUAUUUGUGAAGCAACAUGUCUUAUAGUGAAAUGGGGCGGUAGCGGGGAAGUACUAUCUUCUAUAGCCGAACUGCUAGCAUCUAGAUCACCAGAACGGAGGAUCCUAGCCAGUCAAAUUUGUCUAGCCAUAGCCCCGUACGUUCCCAUAGAACUGUGCACGUCUUUGCUACUAAGUUUGGUCGUGUUAAUGUGCGAAUCGAGCGAAAUUGAGAUUCGGGUUCUGGGGCUGAGGGCGGCGUGUCUGAUCUGUCCAACGUCAGAACAUAAGUAUGGGCAAUUGGAGAAUAUAUUGUUCAAUUUCUUGAAGGAUCCCGUUGAUAGGAUUGUGAAGGACACUGUGGGUGUUUUUGUUCCUGUGCUGGCUAGGAGUGCUCUGAUGGCAGGUAAAUUUUCAUCAUCACUAUACAGCCGAAUCAUAACGAACCUAGUGAAAUCCAGCACUGAAGGCGAAUGGAAGAGUGUGCUAUUAUAUUUAGAUGUUUUAAGAGUUCUAGUGCUAGCCAAACUGGCGUAUGUAAUGAACGUACAAAUUGUCAAAGAGACAACACUCAACUGUGAUAUGGAGAUUAAUUUACAAGAUGUGCUGCUGUGCGAACAAGAGGGUUUUAUAGAUUUACAAUGUUAUAUGGGCGACAGUUACGACGCUAAGAGUUUGAUAGUGGCUAUGAAUAGUUUGCUGAAGGAGAAGCCGGACGUCCGGUGGGCGGAGCUAGUAUGGUUUGUGAACGUAAUUAAGCAAAUAUUAGAAAUGGCGACCACAAACAAAAUAUUGAAUCAUUCCGCAAUAUACGAGCUCGUUAUAAGUUUAUUCAGCAGUUAUGUAUACAAUUUCGGUGUGCACUUCACAACAGCAGUAAUGAAUCCGAUAUUUCUGAAUAUAAUUAACGAUUUGGAGACAAAAUUGGAAAAGCUGCAUGCGGUGAAUGUGGACUGUAUUGUUGUUGUUGGUAUAUAUUUGGUCACUGUUGUGUUUUCCGUUGAGGAGAGUGAGCAACAAGCAGAAUUUUUGCAGAAGUGGGUUAUGUACAGUAGUAUAAGAAGUCUUCCAACUAAAAUAAUAUCUAUACCAUUGAAAUGGCUUGCGAAACAUAGACCGGAUGUCCUAGAUUUCUAUUUGCAAUGCCUAAGAGAAUUUUCAGCCAGCAGUUGCGACUCUACCAGCGGUAGUGCGAUACGGGUGUACAUAGCGGGCUUGAUCACGGAGUUACUUAAUAUAGCGCAAGUGAGCGACGAGUGCAUAGAACGACACUUGCUGCCGGCUGUCACUGCGCUGCUCUAUGAUGAUGAUGUUUCCGUCCGCGAAGCAGCCAUUACCGCAUGGGGCAGUGUGACGCGCACGUGCGUGGUGCGCGCGCAGAGCACGCCGCUGCAGACACUGUGCUGGCCGCCGUUCGAGGAACUGCUCAAAUCGCGCCCUCUGUCGGGCAGAGAGGGCGCGAAGGCGGCUGAAGCGCUUACUCUUUUAGUGUUGCCAACUGUGGAAAGCCAUUCUGUGUCGGAAAAAGCGGUGUCACUGCUGUGUCUACUGUGCCACUGGCAAUUAUCGUCCGAGCUAGUGGCCGCACUAACACCGGGGCUACAGCUGGCAACACACCACUGUAGCCACCACCCGGCGUUGUUGCCGGCUUUGCGAAAAUUAGAAGAGAAUGUUCAAAGUCAACCGCUAACGCAGUUCAAGCCGGCCAUAGAGGCGUUACUCCACGUCAUCGUCAACGAAACACCGAGGGUCCCAUCGCCAAAACCGGCCACCAACUUGCAAGCGGCACAAGAGGUCGGCCGGCGUGUAACACAGAUGUUCCAGCAGUCGAAAACCAAUAUGAACCUACAGAAUAUAUUUAAAAAGAAAACAUAGAACAUAUUAUACACACCUUUUACAAAAUUGAUAAUGGAAAGUUCAAUAAAUAAUGGAAAUUAAAAUCUGCUUGGAAGGAUAAAGUAAUGCUAUUCAAAUAAAACCCGAUGUAAAUGAAUCCAGUGUGAAAGUUAAGGCCAAUCCAACGACACCUGUCAAGUUAAAAUCCAUCGAGUAAAUUAAGCGCCUCGAAAGAAGUCCCGUAGACGCAGUGCUGUCAGCGGCUAAAAUGCAAUUUCCUUAGAAUUGGGGGAAAGAGAUGUGAAAAGAGGGCUAGAAAGUGCUGCUACAUAAUUUAUAUUGAGAACGGUUGUUUAUUUAUUUAUUUUACGUAAGAGUAAAUGAUUUUCUAUCAGUUGAUAUCCAUAAUCCAGUUAGUAAUGGUGAUGUGGUAAGUGAGGUUUGCCAAAUUUAGUUCCUGUGAGUUCAAUGGGACUCCUUUCGCGGUGUUUAUUUUGCGCUACAGAUCGUGCGAAACAUAACCCUCUUUCUGCGCAGUUGGCAAAAAAGUAAGUAAAGUAUUUGUUUUUUUUAAAGCAAAUUAAUUGUGAUUGUGACGGGAUUAAAAUGUAGGUGCUCUAGCAGAGAUUAAUAAUAUUUUCUGUAUGUCUUCGCCUAUUAAAGUCUAUAAAAUAUUAAAAGGCUUAAAAUAUAUUUUCAUACUUGCAAGAAAUCAGCUUACUUAGUGUUUAUAUAUAUUAAUAUGUAUUUUUCCAUUAAAAUAAGUCAUCCCAAUGGAAAAGUUUA